Messenger RNA from Thunnus maccoyii (southern bluefin tuna), 2315 nucleotides. RefSeq names its product zinc-binding protein A33-like. NCBI's taxonomy places the organism in Eukaryota, Metazoa, Chordata, Actinopteri, Scombriformes, Scombridae. The transcript has a single exon. Gene Ontology annotation, molecular function: zinc ion binding; protein binding. The record is from RefSeq and is a predicted model, not a curated record. The coding region runs from base 300 to 1697 and encodes 465 amino acids.
UGUUCCUCACCGAGCAAAGAGACACACAGAGAAGGACGAUAGCAUUCAAACUCUUCCACUUCCACAGAGAGAAAACAGAUAUAGUAAGGAGUACUGGGAACACUGGAAAUACUGGAAUACUGGAAUACUGGAAUGCUGCUGUUUCAACCUGGUACUGACUGCAUAUACUGAAAGAGAAUUUAAAAAGAGCCAUCACUCAAAGUGAAAGUAACUUUUAGGGAACUUUUUAGAACUACGGCUGACUUCUUCCUUGUUUGCACCGUCUGCCUACUGUGUUUUCUGCGUCUCUCAGACGGAAAAUGGCUUCUCGAUCAGAAGAAGAUUUCUGUUGUUCUGUCUGUCACGACAUCUUCAAAAAUCCUGUUGUGCUGUCAUGUAGCCACAGCUUCUGUAAAGACUGUCUGCAGCGCUGGUGGACAGAGAAACUAGUACACGAAUGUCCAGUUUGUAAAAGAAGAUCUUCAAAAAGUGAACCACCUUCUAACUUGGUGUUAAAGAACCUGUGUGAAACCUUCCUACAACAACUUUCUCUACAAGAGAAAGCACCUGCAGAGUCUGAAGCUCUCUGCAGUCUGCACUCAGAGAAACUAAAGCUCUUCUGUCUGGACCAUCAGCAGCCUGUGUGUGUCGUCUGUCGAGAUUCAAAGAUACACACCAACCACAGAUUCAGCCCUAUUGAUGAGGCUGCACAAGAUCACAAGGGGGAGCUCAGGAAAACCCUGAAGCCCUUACAGGAGAAACUGGAAAAAUUUAAUCAAGUUAGAGUUAACUGGGAUCAAACAGCAGAGCAUAUUAAGGAACAGGCCCAACAAACAGAGAGGCAGAUAAGGGAGGAGUUUAAGAAGCUUCAUCAGUUUCUACAAAAGGAAGAGGAGGCCAGGAUCACUGCUCUGAGGGAGGAAGAGGAGCAGAAGAAUUGCAUGAUGAAGCAGAGGAUUGAGGCUCUGAGCAAAGAGAUAGCAGCUCUUUCAGAAACAGUCAGAGUCACAGAGAAAGAGCUGAGAGCUGCAGACGUCUCAUUCCUGCACAACUACAAGGCUGUAAUGAAAAGAGUCCAGCAGCGCCCCCUGCUGAAUGAUCCACAGCUGAAUGAUCCACAGCUAGUGUCAGGAGCUCUGAUAGAUGUCGCCAAACACCUGGGCAACCUGACCUUCAACAUCUGGAACAAGAUGAAGGAGAUGGUCUCCUACACUCCUGUGAUUCUGGAUCCAAACACAGCUUAUCCAAACCUCGUCCUGUCUGAAGAUCUGACCAGUGCGAGAUAUGUGGAGACAAAGAGAGAGCUUCCUAAAAAUCCAGAAAGGUUUGAAUAUUAUGUCACAGUCCUGGGCUCUGAGGGAUUUGACUCUGGGACUCACAGCUGGGAUGUUGAAGUUGGAAAAAAUACAAACUGGGCAGUGGGUGUGACAGCAGUGUCUGUCAAGAGGAAGAUAGAGAUUCCUAGUGGAUUUUGGGAAAUAUGGUUCAGUGAUGGUAAAUACAGAGCGCACACUCCAUCAGUUACAGAUAGAUUUAUUUCAGUAAAGAAGCCUCUUCAGAGGAUGAGAGUGCAUCUGGAUUUGAACAGAGGAGAACUGUCAUUCUUUGAUCCUGACACUGACACACGCAUUUACACCUUCACAGACACUUUCACUGAGAGGCUGUUUCCCAGCAUUGGCACAUUAAGUACAGUGCCAUUGAAGAUAUUACCAGAUUGAUGGUCAUGAUGGUGAUGAGGCGUUAAUGUAUUGAACAAGAAUACCAUUGAUUUUGCUACUUAUUUGAAGCAAUAUUCACAAUAUAUCCUCUUUUCUAUUUUUAUCAAUCACCUGAUAUGUGAGUAGCUGUGAUUUUGCUGUCACUUUCUUCCCUUAGAAUAGAAAACAUUUUUGUACAGAGAAAGACAUUCUACAAGCUGGUUUUAGAAAUACACACUGACUGCAAAAUUGUACAUAAAACAGCAAGUUUUAUGUCAGCUUAGACAAAGAGUGAAUAUCCAAAAGUGUGUUGUUAUGUUCUCCCACUAAAUAGCGUAAAUGUAUGGAAGUUCAUUUGUGACAAAAUUAGUGGGUGGUGAACAGUCUGCAAAGUUAAAAUCUGAGAGUGUACAUGUAAAUUUGUAAGUGCACAACAUGUUUUAUCACAAGCAGGGACAGGGUUGUAAAUAUAGCAGAUGUUUUGCUCCUGUAAGAUAAAUUGUGUCAAAAGAUUUCAGUGUGUCAAAUCAAACUGCAAACACUCUUAUGUGCAUGCAAUCAUGAAUGUGAUUGUUAUAUAAAUCCAAGGAUGACUAUGUUAAAUUUAAAUUAUUGAAAUAAAAAUUCAAAAUUUGCUUC